Messenger RNA from Quercus robur (English oak), 2469 nucleotides. RefSeq names its product protein PSK SIMULATOR 1-like. The coding region runs from base 302 to 2257 and encodes 651 amino acids. The record is from RefSeq and is a predicted model, not a curated record. Lineage: Eukaryota; Viridiplantae; Streptophyta; Magnoliopsida; Fagales; Fagaceae. The transcript has 12 exons. Gene Ontology annotation, biological process: positive regulation of growth.
CUUUAGUUGUUCAUUGAUGAGUCUCCAAGAAGCCAAACCGAAACCGGUAUUCCGUGAAAACCCACGCUUCUUCUUCUUCUUCUUCUUCUACACAUACCACCCACCAAACACCAACCAAUAAUACCCAUGAUCAUUCCUUCUUUCCAUGUCGCAAUCAUCAUAUAUAUAUAUUCGUAUUUUUAACCUGUUCAUAUUCAAACAGAGGUGUGGACUUUCAAACACACACUUUCCUCCAUCAUCAAAUUCCACCACCACCAUCAACACCAACGCCUCUCCUUUUGUUUGGUGAUCUUUGAGAGAAAUGGGAGCUUUUUGUUCAAGGAGUUCAAAACAUGACCAUGAUCAUAACAAUAAAUAUGCUAAAACAAAAACUGGUUCAACAGCAACGGUGAAGAAGAACAAUAGUAAUAAUUUGACUAAGCCGCAGGUACAAGACUCGAAGCAGGAGGUACAACAGCCGAUUGUUGCGCAUUAUGAGACAGAUGGUACAGGUACAGGUGGUGCUGCAGCAACAGAAGAUGAUUUCUAUGAUGGGAUUCCUCGCUACAACGCCGCCUCUCUCAAGUCAAGAUCAAUACGCUCUAAGCAAGCUGCUGUUGCUAAGGUCUCGGAGGUGAGUUCACGUUUAGGCAGGGCUGGAACUCUUGGCCUUGGGAAGGCAGCAGAGGUCUUGGACACACUUGGGAGUAGCAUGGCAAAUUUGAAUUCUGGAAGUGGUUUUGUUUCUGUAGUAGCAACUAAAGGAAAUGAAAUUGGAAUUUUAUCGUUUGAGGUUGCAAAUACUAUUAUGAAAGGACAUAAUCUUAUGAAAUCCCUAUCAAAAAGAAGUAUUAGGCAAUUGAAAGAAGUGGUGCUUCCUUCGGAUGGUGUGCAAAAUUUAGUAUCGGAAGAUAUGGAUGAACUCCUACAGAUUGUUGCAGCUGACAAGAGGGAUGAGUUGAAAGUAUUUUCAGGGGAGGUGGUUCGCUUUGGAAAUCGUUGCAAAGAUGCUCAGUGGCAUGAGCUGGACCGUUAUUUUGAGAAAAUCAGCAGAAAGCUUACCCCUCAAAAGCAACUGAGGGACGAGGCAGAAUCAGUGAUGCAGCAACUGAUGACAUUGGUUCAGUCUACAGCUGAAUUAUACCAUGAAAUGCAUGGUUUGGAUCGAUUUGAGCAAGAUUAUCAGCGUAAGCGUCAAGAGGAGGAUAAGUCACUUGCCAAUCAGAGAGGUGACAAUGUUGCGAUCAUAAGGGGAGAAAUGAAAAGCCAAAAAAAGCAAGUAAAAGUUUUAAAGAAAAAGUCCCUCUGGUCCAGAAGUAUGGAAGAGGUGAUGGAGAAGCUUGUAGACAUUGUCCAAUUUUUACAUUUUGAAAUACAUAAUGCCUUUGGCAGUUCUGAAGGUUGUGAGCCGGCAGAUGAAUCUCCGAGCAGUCAUCGAAGACUGGGACCUUCUGGCCUUUCAUUGCAUUAUGCAAAUAUAGUGAUCCAAAUUGAUACUCUUGUACUCCGGUCAAGUUCUGUAGCUCAAAAUACAAAGGAUGCAUUAUACCAGAGCUUGCCACCUAGUAUAAAAUCCGCUCUACGCUCCAAAUUACAAUCUUUUCAUGUUAAAGAAGAGCUCACUGUCACAGACAUCAAAGCUGAAAUGGAGAAGACUUUGCAGUGGCUUGUUCCAAUUGCCACAAACACAGCCAAAGCCCAUCAUGGUUUUGGUUGGGUUGGCGAGUGGGCAGGCACUGGUUCUGAGGUAAACCGGAAGUCUGUGGUGCAGACUGAUUUGAUUCGAAUUGAGACAUUCCACCAUGCAGAUAAGGAAAAAACUGAAGCCUAUGUACUUGACUUAUUAUUAUGGCUUCACCAUUUGAUCAGCCGAAGUAAGGCUGUUACAAAUGGUGGUGGCAUGAGACCACCCAUCAAGUCCCCAAACAGUAAAUCCCAACCAACGACAACCGAGCAGCCCAAGCAAAUGCCAACAAAUGGCCAGUCACCUAUGCUAACAACUGAAGAACAGGAGAUGUUGCAGUGUGUUAAUAAGAAAAGACUGACCCCAGGGACCAGUAAGAGUCAGGACUUCAAUCAUGGGAAGACCAAGUUAAAAAAGCAAAGCAGUUUGAGCAAGAGUUGUAACACCUCCCCAACAAGGGGAAGCAAGGAAUUGUUGCCUCUUAAGAGGAUUUCUUCUGGGCUUCCUCUCAUUGUUCUUGGUGUUGAAAAGGAGCAGGCAUUGGAUGUCAUCGACGCAUUGGAUGUCAUCGACAGAGUGGCUGUGCUUAGAUAAUUUACCAAGAAUAAAUCACCUUAAAGUUGAAUGGAGUAGAGUCAUAUAUGGAUUAAACAAUCAGUCUGCUCAUGUAAAUGCAUUGUAUUAUGCAGUUUACAUGAUAUUUUUGAGUAUAUGUAUAAAUUUCUUAGCAUGAUUUUAGGUCCUCAAACCUCAGUGUGUCUUGGGUAAAAUUGACCUCUUCUUCUAUAGGGAUUUUUUAAUUUUUA